AUGAUACAACAAUUAUAUCAUGAACCGAUUUAUUCAGUUCAACAACAACAAUCAUAUUUUCAUGUAAAACAAUUAAAACAUUUAACAUGUAAAUCAAAUCAUUCAGAUGAAUGUUAUCGAAAUUAUUUAGAAAAAAAUUUCUCGAUUGGUUUUGGACAAUUACGUGAAGUUGAAUAUGAAAAAAUUGAAUUUGCUAAUCCAUCCUUAGUUAUAUUAUCACCAACAUUGGAAAUUAAUGAAUUAGAAAUAAUGAAAUUAACAGAUAAAUUAACUUUAACAUUAGAAAAUCUUAAUCAAUAUAGAAAACGAUAUGCUAUUAUUCAUACUGAUGAUAAUUCAUAUAUUAUUGGUGGAUAUAUAUUUGAUCCAAUUAAUAAAUUACGUAAAAUACCUAAUCAUGAUUUUAAAUAUAAUCGAAAAACUGAAUCUCUUCAAACAAUUACAUCAUUACCGAAUAUGAAUGUUAGUUUUGGAUUAGCUACAGAUGGAAAAUAUAUUGUUAUAAUCGGUGGUCAUACUCCUUCAAAUAAACCAUCUGCACAAUGUUAUAUUAUGGAAAUAAAUAAUUUACCGGAAAAAUGGAUUUCUUUACCAGAUCUUCCAUUACCUAUAUCAGGUUCAGGUGUUGGAAUGAUUGAUGGGGAAAUACAUGUUAUUGGUGGAUUUGAUAUAUUAUCUUCGGUAAGUAUUACACAUGGUGAAUAUUAUCGUUUAAUAUGGACAACGGAUACUCAAUGGAAACAACUAACAUCAAUUGAACCUAUGAGAGCUCGAUCAUUAGUUAUUUCAAUUCCAAAUGAAAAUAUCUCAUUUGGAAGAAUUAUUUAUGUUGCAGGCGGCUAUAAUGUUAAUGUAAAACGUCGUCCAAUGGUUGUAUCAACUAUUCAUAUGUAUGAAGAAAAAGAAAAUAAAUGGAAAUUUAUAACCCAUAUACCUAAUUUCAAAUUAAUACAUGGUCUUUCAUUUUAUGAUGAUAAAUUACAUGUAUCGGAAUCAAUAUUAAAAGAAGGUAAUGAAUCAGAUAGUCGAAUAAUUCGUUCAUAUGAUUUUCAAACAAAUCAAUGGAUUGAAUUAUCAAAGAAUUCAUAA
This is a messenger RNA of Adineta steineri, 1089 nucleotides long. NCBI's taxonomy places the organism in Eukaryota, Metazoa, Rotifera, Eurotatoria, Adinetida, Adinetidae. The record is from the annotation of a GenBank genome assembly.